Messenger RNA from Trachemys scripta elegans, 4546 nucleotides. It is a transcript of the gene CD101, whose product is annotated as CD101 molecule. The transcript is spliced from 9 exons. The record is from RefSeq and is a predicted model, not a curated record. Bases 472 to 3567 code for a protein of 1031 amino acids. NCBI's taxonomy places the organism in Eukaryota, Metazoa, Chordata, Testudines, Emydidae.
CAGCGGUGCGAACACCAGUGUCGGGCACAUGGGGCUGUAUGGUGGGCAUUUUAAUGGUGGCCACAGUGACAAAGGAGGGGGGUGAUCUCUAUCAUCCGUUGUAGAGCACUCACUGCACACUAGGUGCUGUACAGACAGCAGAGAAACCACAGUCCCUGCACUGAGAGGCUUACAGUCUAAGCAGGCUGCACCUCAGCACCGGGUGAGAUGCAACCAAAGCAGGGCAAGGCAAUGGGGGCAUCUGGCACGUAACAUCUUAGUUUUGUGGCUGUGCACUGGGACCCUGCCUUUGCGGCUCUGAAAUAAGUCACUUCGCCAGCCUCUUUCUGCCCACCCCCUUGAAAAAAGGGAAACCACAGCGUGGGCCGGCCGCCUUCCAUCCGGUGGCUCUUGCAGGGCUUGGCGACUGCAGCUGUCUGAGGAGAACUUCCUGCCACCUGCAGGGGAAGGACCUGUCUACCCCUGUUUGUAAUGGGGUCCAUCCAGCGCUCAGCCACUUUGCUUCUCUUCGUCCUCGGCCUCUGCGUUGGCCAGAGAGUAGUGCUGGUUCAGGAAGGACGUCUUUACCGGGCUAGAGGUUAUAACAUCACCAUCUGGUGCAAUGUCAGUGGCUACCAGGGGCCCUCGCAGCAGAAUUUCCAGUGGUCCAUUUACCUGCCAUCUGCCCCAGAGCGGGAAGUGCCGAUUAUCAGCACCAUGGAUCCCUCCUUCCCUUACGCCAUCUACACCCAGCGUGUGCGGAGUGGGGAGAUCUACGUAGAGAGGGUACAGGGAGACUCUGCCCUGCUGCACAUCACAGGGCUCCAGGACCAGGACGCCGGCGAGUACGAGUGCCAUACACCCACUACCGACGAGAAGUACUUGGGGAGUUACAGCGCCAAGAUGAACCUCUCAGUGAUCCCCGACACUCUCACCGCCACCAUGAUACCGCAGGCCUUCACCCUAGUGGAAGGAGAUCAGCUAGAGCUCACCUGUGAGGUGUCAAAAUCCACAGCUCAACACACCCACCUUUCUGUUGCCUGGUACCAUCUCCAGGGGUCAGGAGAUGCUCAGGCCAUGGUGAUCCUUUCCCUGUCCAAGGAUUUCAUCUUGACUCCGGGCUCCUCCUACACGCAGAGGUUUUUGUCAGAUGUCCGGCUGGACAAGGUUGGGGACACCACAUACAAGCUGUCUAUUGGCAAAGUGCAGCCCUCUGACCAGGGCCAAGUGUACUGUGAGGCGGUUGAGUGGAUUCAGGAUCCUGGUGGGCCUUGGAAAGAUAUAACUCGUAAACAAACGGAAAAGACAUUGCUGAUUGUCAGGAGCCGAGACAGAGAUUUCCAAGCUAAUAUUGCUGCUGUUGAAAGUUCCCUUGCAGAAGGGAAGCCCUUGCAGGUAAAUUGCUGUGUGAAAGCCCAGAAUAGCCAGAACCGAUGGUUCCAAGUGGUUUGGCUCUUCAAAGGAGUAGAAGUAGCCAGGAUUGACCCACAUGGGGUACUGGCCUUGAAGGAGUAUGAAGAGAGAGCUGCCUUGGGACAGCUCCAAGUGGUGAAGAAAAGCAAUGAGAUGUAUAUCCUCAAAGUAUACCAGGUGGGGCUGAAAGACAAAGGCACAUACAGCUGUGAGGUUUCAGAAAUGGAGAAGACUUCCACAGGUUUUUCCACCAUCCAGUCCAAGAUGUCGUCAGGCAUUGAUGUCAACGUGAAGCCAAUAGAAAGCCACAUGCAAGUGUCUGUGCUCAGCAGCGAAAGGCAGAUAGUGGAAGGAGACACCUUGAUCCUUCACUGUGAGGUGAGUGGAGCGACAAGCCCAUUCUCGGUGAAUUGGUGGCAUCUGCAAAAGAGCGGAGAUCAACCGGAGCACAUAGUUGGGAUGGAACGGGAUGGCAUGCUGAGGCCGGGCCCCUCCUACCAGGAACGCAGCGCUAAUAGGGACCUCCGACUAGAGAAGAUUAAUUCUACCACGUUCACCCUGGCGAUCUACAACACUUCAGCCACCAAUGAUGGAGGGUCUUACAAAUGUGAAGUGACCGAGUGGUCCAUGGACAGGAGCUGGAAACAGGCACAGGAAACAUCAGUAGCCAUUAGCCCUCUCAGUUUGGAUUUGAGAGCCACACUGAUAAGCCGAACAGCAAAUGUCAAAUUUACUCAGGAUUUUGAACUGUUCUGCCAGGUCUCUGCCCCCUAUCUCAUCACCCAAGUGCCAGUAUCGGUAACUUGGCAAUUCCAGCCCAUCCUACAGACUAGUGGCUAUCAACAGCUGAUCAAAAUCAUGCCCAGUGGCACUAUCGAGUGGGGGACUGCCCAACCUCACUUUCAGAGGAAGACCAGAGUCACACAAGCUGCAUCUUCCUCCCAACUUCUAAUCCACAGUGCCACAGAGCAGGAUGCAGGCAGGUACAGGUGUGAGGUGGAGGUCUGGAGGAGAAGCUCCCAGCAAGCACGACACCCAGCUAUGGCAGCAGCUGCUGCUGUGAAGUCUAACAUUGUGGAGAUAAAGGUCAAUCCACCAGAGAGCAAGCUAAGAGUAAACACAGAAGAUAGAUCCCUGGAGAUCUCUGGUAGCGCAGACACAGAAAUCGAAUGCAGUGUCACAUCACUGACCCAGAGGGAUUCUCAGUUAGCCAUUACCUGGUACUUCCUACCGCCUUCUCCAGCUGAUGCAGCCCCAUUGCAAAUCGUGAGGACCAACUACAGCAACAUCCUGGACUACGGGGCAGAGUUCAGCUCUGCUAUGCAGAAAUCUAAAUUCCACAGUGAGAGGGUCUCCAGCAACCUGUUCUGGCUGCGUAUUCUGUCUGUGAAUCACAGUGACCGGGGCAGGUAUUACUGCCUGGUAGAGGAGUGGCUGUGGUCAGCAGACCGUGGCUGGUACAAACUUGGAAAGAAGGAAUCAGGAAAGACCACGGUGGAGUUCAAGGUUUCAGAAAACAAGCUCCAUGUUGAAAAAACAAACCACAGCAUCACAGCCACUGAGAAUGAGGAUGUGACCAUGAGCUGCCUCCUGCAGGGCCCCUCCCAACCAGCUUCUCUCUUCUCUGCCGUCUGGUUCCAUGGUAUGGAGCAUUCUGGGAUGAAAACUCUGGUGAAAGUGCACUCCAGUGGCAUGGUGGAAUAUGCUGAGAAGGAGAUAGUGGAGAGGCUGCACCUUCGCCGCCCAUCCGUCGGUGACUUCAGCCUGACGCUGCGGAGUGUGGAGCCGGGCGACGCUGGGGUGUACUGCUGCCAGGUGCAGGAGUGGCAGCAGGACAGCGGUGGCGCUUGGGUUCAACGGGCGUCAGAACUGUCAGGGUACACGACGCUCACUGCGCUGCCUCCAGAGUCAACAAUUUCUUCCAGGAUCUGUUCGUCUCCAUCACUGCUCCACUUCAUCCUAAUCUACCCCCUGAUUCUGUUCCUUGGCCUGAUAGCUGCUCUCCUCUACUUGUAUGUCAAGAACAGGCAAACCCACAAGGAAUCGAUCUAUCAAAGGAAAGGAAAAGAGCUGUGGGUGGAUUUGAAAGGGGCUGGAGAUGUUGAGCCCACUUAUUCUGACCAUAAUAAUCUGGAGGAAGAGAUGAAUAAUCUGAAGGAGGAAAAGAUGAACUGAAUGCUUGGGCGGCAUGGGGGCGGGGGGAACAGCACUGUGUGCUGCUGUUCAGCAUCAUAUGCUCUGAACCUUGAAAAUGUGCAUUUUCCUUCAGUCUCCUUAAUGCGGCAAAGUAAGAAAGUGAUAGGAGACAGAUUGGAUGGCUAAGGUAAUUGGGACUGGAGCUUUCUUGCCUCUCUACUUGCACAGGUGCCUAUGUGGCUCUCCUCCCACAAUGGUAGUUUCGGAGGCCUUCAUAAUAUUAAUCAAUUUAUCCUUACAAAAGCCCUGUGAAAAAGGAAAGUACUAUGCCCAUUUUACAGAUGGAGCGUUGAGACACUGAGAGAUCAAGGCUGAGAUUUCAAAGGGAUUUGGACAUCUAAUUCCUGUUAACUUUAAUGGGAAUAAGGCAUCUAAAUUCAAGAUGCGACUUUGAAAAUCUCAGCCUAAGGGACUUGACCAAGGUCCAACAGGAGGGCUGUGGUAGAGCUGCGACCUGAAACCACAUCUCCCAAGUCCUAGUCCAGUGCCUUAGCCAUCAGACCAACUUUCAUCUUACAUCGGCUGGCUCUGGUGCAGCGGUCAGUGGCUAGUGGCUAAAAGUCAUUACCAACUACUUCCUCUUGAAUGGUCUAUGAAAGAUGAAUUGGUGGAUCUUAAUCCAGUUCUCAGGGGAAAGGAGUCCUCACAUCAAUAAUCACAACUCCAGCCGGCACCAGUUGGCCUCCUUGUUGGCAAUCAUAUCUGAGUGGGCCUUGGAGACUGGACUCCCCUCCCCUUUCAGAGAGUGGUCCCUCCAGGUCAGGAGAGAGGCACAGUGGCAGACCAGUGGGGAUGGGAGGGAGGGGAAUCUAGAGUAGUUCCUAUUUUUGGGCCUCCAAAGUGCAUAAAUAGAGGCCUUCACCCUCCAACGCUGUCCAUCUAGUGUAUUUCACCAGCAUUAAAUUCACUCCAAAAACGUAAAUGUAAAAAGCCCCUCUAUUUCCCAUCCCAGCCCACC